Xenopus tropicalis (tropical clawed frog) is the source of this 2911-nucleotide messenger RNA. It is a transcript of the gene neu4, whose product is annotated as neuraminidase 4 (sialidase). Lineage: Eukaryota; Metazoa; Chordata; Amphibia; Anura; Pipidae. Gene Ontology annotation, molecular function: exo-alpha-sialidase activity. The record is from RefSeq and is a predicted model, not a curated record. The coding region runs from base 158 to 1606 and encodes 482 amino acids. The transcript has 5 exons.
AGAAGAUGAAGGAAAGCCACAGAGGUUGUUAAACAGAAGCUUAAACCUACAGAAGGCAAAGAGGAUGUCUAGGAAGGGAUCCUGCAAGAGGUGGUAGAAACCAACUGAAGAGAGAUACAGAGAGUGGCAUCGGGAGCAUUGCACGCAGCCACUGCCCAUGGGGUCCCGCCAUGUCCCUGCACGCACAGUUCUUUUUGAGAAGGAGAAAAAUGGAGUGACCUAUCGUGUGCCGGCCCUGCUGUACCUCCCCCGCUGGCGCACCCUGUUGGCCUUUGCAGAGGAGAGGCUCAGUGCAGAUGAUGCCCAUGCUAACCUCAUCGUCCUUCGCCGUGGAAUAUUCUACCGCAACUAUGUGGAGUGGGAGGACAUGCACGCUGUGGAACAAGCUUCUUUGCCCGGCCAUCGUUCUAUGAAUCCUUGUCCAGUCUAUGAUGAUGCCACUGGGCAAUUGUUCCUCUUCUUCAUCGCAGUCUUUGGCAGGACCACAGAAUCCUAUCAGAUUAUUACUGGGCAGAAUGCGGCCAGGCUUUGCUAUGUGAGAAGUUUAGACCAGGGAAAGAGUUGGAGUGAAGUCACAGACCUAACCCACCAGGUCAUUGGGGAAUCACUGAAAGAGUGGGCCACAUUUGCCUUGGGACCAGGUCAUGGAAUUCAGCUGAGAAAUGGGCGAUUAAUUAUUCCUGCUUAUACAUAUCACAUUGAGCAGAGACAUUGCUUUGGGAGCUUCUGCCAGACCACUGCCCGCGCUUUUGCAUUCCAUAGUGAUGACCAUGGGCAAAGCUGGAAUUUCGGAGACCUCAUACCAAAUUUACACAGCGUGGAGUGCCAGAUGGUAUCAGUGGAUGAGGCUGAUGGUAACAAUAUCCUGUACUGCAAUGCCCGAAGCUCCCUUGGAUUCAGAGUACAAGCUCUGAGCACUGAUGAUGGUGUUGUAUUUGAGCCAGGUCAGCUGAUUGAGAAGUUGGUUGAGACCCCCACAGGGUGUCAUGGAAGUGUCAUUGGUUUUCCAGCUCCGCUGCACACUCUGUAUAGUCCAUGCCCUGACCAUCAUUUAACCAUGCAACUAAAGUGCCAAAAAGCCCAUAAUGAUGUAUCAGGAAAAAAUGAUCAGCAAAAGAUAAAGGAUGAAGCUAAACAUAUAAAUCAGUUCAGCAGAAAGAUGCUUCAAUGGAAAUGGAAAACAGAAGACCAUCGAGGAAUGAAGGAAACAUUCUACAAGAAUAUGCCAGAUGUCCGAAAUCCAACAUGGGUGCUCUACUCCCAUCCAACAAGUGCCAGAUCACGUGUGAACCUUGGUGUCUAUCUCACCUCAUAUCCCAGAGAUGCAGACAGCUGGACAGGUCCCUGGGUAAUCUACGAGGGUCCCAGUGCCUAUUCAGACCUUGCAUAUCUCGGGCCACCAUCGGGUGAAAAAAGUGCAAUGGGGUCCUUGCCAGUUGUUGUCUUUGCUUGUCUUUAUGAAAAUGGUUUGAGUUCCCCAUAUGAACAGAUUUCAUUCAGCAUCUUCACCCUAUAUGAAGUCAUCCAGAAUUUAACUCCCAGCUCAGAAGUUAUGCGCCAGACCAAGAUGAAGCACCGAAUAAAGAAGAACUGCACAACAUCUUAAUAUCUAUAAAGGAAGCAACAUAAUACUGUGCAAAUGAGCUACUAGAACAAUAGAACUAAGGGGAUGUUGUUUCUCAUGAUGCAGUAUCAAUCUCUACAAAAGGUUUAACAAAAGUUGUACACAACGCCAAUCAGUAUGGCUAGGGAAGGUUGCUUUUAGCAUUUAAGAAUGGGAUGGGCAGUAGAGAGGCCAGCCUCCUGAGACUGUGGGAAAUAAUGUGAAGGCCAGGUGAAGAAUGUCUGGUCACAUCUCAUAUAAUCCCAGCAAUAGAUGUGUUAUACAGUCAAGCCUAGCCUCCUUCCCCUAACACUUGUGGUUUUCUGACUUUAGACACUUCACUUGAUUAUAAAGCAUUAAAUACGUAGUGACAAAAGGCAUGGGAGAGGUUAAAAAGGAGGAACAUAAAAAGUGAAUUAGACAUUUCUUGUUUAACAACUGAUAUGUUCAUAUAUCCAUAAGGGAAAUCCAACCUGAAGCACUUCAGUAGCCCAUAACCCCACUGACAGCUCAAGGGGGAGAAAUUAUCACCAUACAGUAUAAGGUUGCUUACAUAACACACACUAGGGUUAAUUUCUCCCGGAGCCAGUUAAACUGUCUAUGCUGGGGUGUAAGACCCAGUGUGUACCCAGUUCGUAAUUGUGGGGGUUCUAUAAUAUAAAAAUUACUUUUAAUCUCAUUUAAUACUCAGGAAAAAAGCUGUUGGCAAAGCCCACAAAAGAGGGUCCCUUCCUAUGAUUACAGUUUGUACGUAACAGCGCCUAAGGUAGACAAUUACGUACAUGCCACCUUUCCAACACAUUCUGAUCCAGUAGACUGAUCACGAGAAAUUAAAACAAAAUCCCAGCAGUCAAGCUCAAAGGCUAAAAUUAUACGUCCUGCCAAAAAAGAUGGCAAUAAGAUAUCUACUUGGAUUAAUGAUUGGUGGCUUAAAAAUUGGAAUUGUAAAUGUCAUCUCUUAUGCUAGGAUGGUAGCCAACCUAUUUCUAUGCCCUCCAUUCACCUAUAACCUCCUUCCUUGGAUGUUAAUCAUUUUGCUGUCCUUACCAUAAAGAAUCAUUUCCUAUUUUGGUAGCGAAUCCUCUUUUCCUCCAGUCUCAGGAGCUUUCCUCUUGUCACCUGGGCCAUCAUCUGCACGCCACUAUGGAAUGAAGUUCAUUGGACAGAUUUUUAUAUUGAUAUAUCAUUUUGUAAUGAGCAAAUAUUAAAGUGUCAUCGCACAACUUUAUAAACUGUCGUCAUCUGGUAAUAUUAACUCCUUGAAAUCUAGAACUUUUACCUAACAACAGAAUUCCUACAAACACCUGU